This is a messenger RNA of Aplosporella prunicola CBS 121167, 750 nucleotides long. RefSeq lists its product as uncharacterized. The transcript has 2 exons. Gene Ontology annotation, cellular component: cytoplasm. The record is from RefSeq and is a predicted model, not a curated record. Gene Ontology annotation, biological process: import into nucleus. NCBI's taxonomy places the organism in Eukaryota, Fungi, Ascomycota, Dothideomycetes, Botryosphaeriales, Aplosporellaceae. Bases 1 to 750 code for a protein of 249 amino acids.
AUGUCCACCACCACCACCGCCUUCCUCGCCGGAAGCACCGGCCUCGUCGGCUCCAACAUCCUCUCCACCCUAAUCGCGCGCCCCGAAAUCGCCCACACGCACGCCUUCACGCGGCGCCCCCUCCCACACAGCUCCCCUCGCCUGUCCACCCUCCCCGCAGACGCCGAGCACGAAUCCGCCGCGCCACCAACCUGGCCCACGCACAUCCCCAAUCCCGCACCGGCAUCCAGCAUCUUCGUCUCCGCGCUCGGCACCACACGGGCACAAGCCGGCUCGCUCGACGCCCAGCGCCAAAUCGACUACGAGCUGAACCUGGCGCUGGCGACCGCCGCCAAGGCCGCCGGCAUCACGACGUACGUGCUCGUCUCGACGGCGCAAGCGAGCGCCGCCUCGAUCUUCCCCUACACGCGCAUGAAAGGCGAGCUCGAGGACCGCGUCAAGGCGCUCGGCUUCGCGCACUGCGUCAUCCUGCGCCCCGGCCUCAUCGUCGGCGCGCGCGAGGACAGCCGGCCCGCCGAGUUUGUCGUGCGCAAGGUCGCGGGGCUGGCGGGCGCGUUUGCGAACGGCCUGAAGGACUUUUGGGCCCAGGACGCGCUGGUCAUUGCGCGCGCCGCCGUGCAUGCCGGCUUGUUGUGUGCGAGGGGCGAGCGGGAGGACGGCGUUUGGGAACUCGCUCAGGCCGAUAUCGUGCGCUUGGGGAGGACUGAGUGGAAGGAUGCUGCUCCUGCUGCUGCUGAGGAGGCGAAGUAA